Messenger RNA from Caenorhabditis remanei, 570 nucleotides. RefSeq lists its product as uncharacterized. The record is from RefSeq and is a predicted model, not a curated record. The transcript has a single exon. Lineage: Eukaryota; Metazoa; Nematoda; Chromadorea; Rhabditida; Rhabditidae. The coding region runs from base 1 to 570 and encodes 189 amino acids.
AUGGCUCCUACUGUUCUCGCCUCUCAAUCUUUUGAUGCGCAAUUCGACUCAACACGAACCCAAACCAAGUUGUUUGCCGGAAAACCAAAGAAAACUACCUCUAUCACUCCAACGAUCUCUGAGGAGGAACUUUUUGAAGAGAAGUUCAAAAAGGCGUUCCCCGAGUACGUCGAGAGAAAGAAGGAGAAAUACACAUGGAAGCAAUAUUAUAUGAAGCAAAUGGAGAAAAAACAGAAGAAACAAGAGAAAAAGAUGAAAAAGUUGGUGUCGAGAAUCGGAAAAUCUACUGCGAUUCAACGAAGUGAAACCUCCAAGACAAAACUCAUUGAUAUUGCUGGUUCAACUUCUGGGAAGAAUCCAUCGAAGAUCCGCCCACUCCCUGCCAAACAAGCAAUCCAGCGAACUAUUACCGUCACCAAAAAUCGCCAAGUCACUACUACUCUUCACGGACCAACAAAAAUUCGUCGAGUUCCUCUCGUUGCUAUCACAAGGACAUUCACUCAAAAUGGAGCAUCUACGAAGAAAACCACUCCAUUGAUGCGAAAAUGUCUUCAGAUGAUGAAGAAAUAA